AUGUCCAUCCUCGACCUGGCUCCGCUCCCGGCGGAUGAGAUCUUCGCCCUGAACCGCGAAUACUUCAACGACUCCUUCCCCGAAAAGGUCAGCCUCGGAAUCGGUGUCUACCGCACGGAUGACGGCAAGCCCUGGCCUCUGCCCGUCGUGCGCAAGGCCGAGCAGCAGUUGCUCGCCGAGGACAACCUCUUCCGCCACGAAUACACGGCCAUUGAGGGCGACAUCCCCUUCCUCGAGCUGGCUCGGGACCUGAUGUUCGGCUUCGACGGCAAGAACCUCUGCGAGGAGCAAAAGGCGCUGAAGGGCCGCAUUGGCUCCGUCCAGGCCGUGGCAGGAACCGGCGCCAACCACCUGGGUGCGCUCUUCCUCGCGCACAAGAUGAAGCCCAAGAACGUCUGGCUGUCCAACCCCUCGUGGGCCAACCACACCUACCCCUACUACAAGGCCGAGACCCGCUCCUUCGACUUCGACGGCAUGAUGUCCACCCUGGAGGCCAACGCCCAAGAAGGCGACGUGAUCCUCCUGCACGCCUGCGCCCACAACCCCACCGGCCUUGACCCCAGCAAGGACCAGUGGAAGGCCAUCGCCGACCUCUGUGACCGCAAGAAGAUCUUCCCCUUCUUCGACUCCGCCUACCAGGGCUUCGCCUCCGGUUCCGUCGAGGAAGACGCCUGGGCCGUCCGCUACUUCCUCCACCAGAAGCCCCACAUGGAGAUGUGCGUCGCCCAGAGCUUCUCCAAGAACUUCGGUCUCUACGGCCAGCGCGUCGGCGCCUUUCACUACGUCCUCCCCGACGGCUCCCAGAACCUACGCGAUCUCGUCGUCAACAACCUCUGCCAUCUCAUCCGCGGUGAAUUCUCCAUGGGUCCCACCGGCGGUUGCACCAUCGUCAAGAAGGUCCUCACCAGCGAGACCCUCGCCCCGCAGUGGCACGAGGACCUGAAGGUCAUGAGCUCCCGCAUCAAGGCUAUGAGAACCGCUCUUUACGAUGAGCUCGUCAGACUCGAGACCCCUGGAACCUGGAAGCACGUCAUCGAACAGAACGGCAUGUUCUCCUACACCGGUCUCACCCCCACCCAGGUCCAGGCCCUGAAAGAAAACUUCCACAUCUACCUCCUCAGCUCCGGCAGAGCCUCUAUCAGCGGCUUGAGCCAGAAGAACGUCUCCUACGUGGCCCAGGCCAUCGACAACGUCGUCCGCAACGUCAAAUAG
Aspergillus heteromorphus CBS 117.55 is the source of this 1212-nucleotide messenger RNA. Its product is annotated as putative aspartate transaminase. Bases 1 to 1212 code for a protein of 403 amino acids. Gene Ontology annotation, cellular component: cytosol. Gene Ontology annotation, molecular function: L-aspartate:2-oxoglutarate transaminase activity; pyridoxal phosphate binding. The record is from RefSeq and is a predicted model, not a curated record. The transcript has 4 exons. Gene Ontology annotation, biological process: L-aspartate biosynthetic process. Lineage: Eukaryota; Fungi; Ascomycota; Eurotiomycetes; Eurotiales; Aspergillaceae.